AUGCUCACCCGUAAAUCGCUUCCCCCAGGCGUUCCUUUCCUCGCCCGCCUCGCUAUUGUUGUCGCGACCCCGCCCGUCGUCGUCUUCGUCGCCUCCCGCCUCCUUGCCGUCUAUCACGUUGGCCUUCCGCUCUGGGCCUGGCUCGUUGCCGGCGCCCUGAGCGGCCCUGUCGCGCUCACCGCACGCAUCUGGUCCAAGUACCGUUCCUUUCGUCGCCGCGCAGACCGCGCCGGUGCCGCCCUGCCCCCCGCGCUCGAGGGCAGGGAAAUUGGCAACUUCGAUACCCUCCGCGGCAUCAUCGAGGCGUUCAAAACCGGAUAUCCCUCCGACAUGUUCGACUACGGUUUUGGUGAUCUCCCAGUACAUGGGGUCACCGUACCCCAAACAGACACCUUCCAGUACAACGUGUUCUGGGACAUGGGUAUAGUCACCAAGGACCCAAACGUCGUCAAGGCCGUGCUCGCUACCGAUUUUCCCAACUUCGAAAAGGGAGAGAUGUUCCACCAGUACACAGACUCCCUGUUUGGCACCGGCGUCUUCAACUCUGACGGUGAUUUGUGGAAGUUCCAUCGGUCCAUGUCCCGGCCGUUCUUUAAGAAGGAACGCAUCAGCCACUUUGAAAUCUUCGAGCGCCAUGCAGAUCUUGCGCUCAGCAUGAUCCGGGAACGUGCACGGUCCGACGCGGCACUGAACUUCCAAGAGCUCAUCGCACGGUUCACUCUCGACUCCGCCACCGAAUUCCUCUUCGGCAAUUGCGUACACAGUCUGAACGCGCCUCUUCCGCACCCUCAUGGGGAGGCACUGUUCGGUGCCGAAGUCAAAGCGGACAGAACCAUAAAGGAGCGGUUCCCCGAGGCGUUUUCCACCGCCCAGCGCCUGGUCGCCGAGCGCCCUCGGAUCGGCUGGGUGUGGCCGAUUAUGGAAGUGUUCAAGUCGAAAACGGACGAACACAUGGCGGUCGUCGACGCGUUCAUUGAGCCUCUCCUUCAAGAGGCGUUGAGGAAGAAGGACGAGCGAGUUAAAGCCGGUGAAACGUUCGACGUCAAGGAGAGCCAGGAUGAUGAGACGCUUCUCGAUCACCUUGUGAAGCAGACGUCUGAUCUUCAGAUUCUCCACGACGAGACGCUAAAUAUCCUUCUCGCCGGAAGAGAUACGACUGCCGCGGCUUUGACUUUCGGAGUCUACCUUCUCUGCCAGCACCCGGCAGUUCUAGCGCGCCUCCGAGAUGAGAUCGGUGGACACAUUGGCUUCUCUCGCCGUCCGACGUACGACGACAUCCGCGACAUGAAGUAUCUUCGAGCGUUCUUGAACGAAACUCUGAGACUUUACCCGUCUGUCCCGUUUGACAUCCGCUUCGCGAUCAAGGAUGCGACUGUACCAAGCCCAGACGGCAAACCAUGGUUCAUUCCGGCCAAGACUCCCGUCGUUUAUUCGAUCUUCAACAUGCACCGCGAUCCGAAGUACUGGGGCCCGACGGCGGACCAAUUCGACCCCGACCGGUUCAUAGACGAACGCCUGAACCAGUACCUCGUUCCCAACCCGUUCAUCUUCCUGCCGUUCAACGCCGGGCCUCGCAUCUGCCUCGGUCAACAGUUCGCGUACAACGAGAUGUCGUUCUUCAUCAUCCGGCUGCUGCAAAACUUCUCAUCGAUGUCGCUCGACCUGUCCGCGCAGCCGCCAUCUGCCCGCCCGCCGCCGGAGUGGAAGGAGUGCUCGGGACGGAAGGCGGUCGAGGAGGUGCACCCGAAGUUGCACUUCACGCUCUACGCCGAGGGCGGCUUGUGGGUAAAAAUGCGUGAAGCCGACAACGGAAUUGUUCCGUAG
Epithele typhae is the source of this 1824-nucleotide messenger RNA. RefSeq names its product cytochrome P450 monooxygenase pc-3. The transcript has 11 exons. Gene Ontology annotation, molecular function: oxidoreductase activity, acting on paired donors, with incorporation or reduction of molecular oxygen; heme binding; monooxygenase activity. The record is from RefSeq and is a predicted model, not a curated record. Lineage: Eukaryota; Fungi; Basidiomycota; Agaricomycetes; Polyporales; Epitheliaceae. Bases 1 to 1824 code for a protein of 607 amino acids.